Messenger RNA from Cuscuta campestris, 1993 nucleotides. The record is from the annotation of a GenBank genome assembly. NCBI's taxonomy places the organism in Eukaryota, Viridiplantae, Streptophyta, Magnoliopsida, Solanales, Convolvulaceae.
AAGGCCCAGUUUGUAUUUAUUAAAAAUUUUCCGGAAGACAACCUCCGUCUUCUGUUCGCUCCCUUCCGGUUUCCUGGCGUCGUUGUCAAUUGUCAUCAUCACCCGCCCUAUUCUUUCUUCAUUGUCUCUUCUGCUCGCUCAAUCCUCCUCCUCUUUCCUUCCGUUCAUCACCGUCUUCCUCUGUCCCUCCAAGACUCCAUCGCCACCAUUCCCUCUCCGGAAAAGAAAUUGAACAUGAUGAUGCAAGAAACUCCAACCAUGAAACCACCUCCAAGCAUGGAACUGUCUGCAAGCAUGGACCCACCUGCAGCUGAUGCUGAGGUACAACCAGAAACACUUGAAGAAGUGAAAGAGGAAGGCCCAAUGUUUCCCUGCAACCUUUACGAUGCAGAAAUGGUUCAUAAGAUAGCACAGGAGUUUCUCACAGGUCUGGCAUCUGCCUGUGUUGACAACACAACGGGUGGCAUAUUCAAGAGCCCUGCCUCUGUGGCUCUUGAUGUGAGAAGAGAGAUGGUGGACUAUCUUGUCCAAAGAAGUGAGACUUUUGUGGCAGAAUCCGUGGUCUUGGAAGGCGACCCCAUUGUAGAAAAGCCCACUGAUGCAUUUGAUAUCAUCUCUGACUUGAUCGACGAUUUUGCGCAUUCAAAAAGGAAUUUUUUCAGCCGCGUGUCCGGGUGGGUUCUGAGUGAUAGGAGAGAAGACAGGAUAGAUGACUUUGUGCAGGAGAUGGAACUGAAUGGGUUUUGGUUGAUUGGGAGGAGGGAGUCGGUUGCCUUAACUUUGCUUAGAAAUGUUGAUGUCAAGAACACGUACCAUUGCAGUGUGAGAUUUAGGUCCCAAGAAGAACUCAGACAGCAUCUUCCCUCUUGCAGUUUCAGGGUCAUGAACUGUGAGAAUGAGGGGUGUAAUGCUAUAUUUGUUGCAGGCCAUGUGGAACAACAUGACUCCACUUGCCCUUUCAAGAUUCUUCCGUGCGAGCAGAAGUGUCCAGAGAGCAUAAUGAGACGCGACAUGGACAGGCAUUGCAUUACUGUUUGUUCGAUGAAACUUGUGAACUGCCCCUUCUACCCCGUAGGUUGUCUGUCUACUGUCCCACAGUGCUACAUAGGGGACCACCGGUCUGAAAAUCUCCAGUUUCACCUGGUUUGCAUCUUGAAGCUUGUUCACAAGGAAGCGUCUGCCGAAGCUCUGAAGAGAAGAGCAGAAUUGUUGAUGGAGGGACCUGCGCGUGAAAAGUUAGCAGCUGCUCGGGAUGCUAGAGCUCUAACCUUCGCAAUCAAGGAUCUCGAAGUUAAGCUUGGGCCUUUAGAAGAAGUGAAACCAAGUGUGGAUGAAGAAAAGUUAACAGCCAAUGAAGAAGACCUUAGAGCUUCAUCAGUUAGUAAUGCUAAAAAUGCUUCAGUCUUGCCUUUAGAGAAUGAGGGUGCUGCCCAGAAACAUCCUGGUACAGAAGACAAGAUCACUGAUAUGUCUGCCAAUAGAGAUGAGCCGAGUGCCUCUACGGAUGAAGCAAAGCCAGAGGAGUCAAUCCCCAAAGGUCAGUAUCCUCUUGAGGAGACCACUAAAAAUGAGGAACACACACUUGAGAAAGAAAAGGAGUCGAUUUUACCCCUGAAAGAAGAAAAGCUUGAAGAACAAUCCGGGUUGAACUAGAUCAUCCGAAACUCCCUAGCAUCGUACAGCUCUUAAAACGCCACAUCUAAAAGGAAAAACAGUGCAUUUAUAGAUUCUUUUCAAUGCCCUAUGGACUUGGACAUACAUAUAGCAUAUAGUGAGUAGUGACAAACACAUAAACCUAAUUUUCCUCAAAUGCCAUUCUUUGGAGAAUCAGAGAGAGGCAUAACUUGGUAAUCUCAGAACUCUUGACAUGCUGUAGAGGCUUUGACCUGUGGGUUUUUACUCUUUAGCUUCCCUCCCAAACAUACUCCACAUGUCUUUGUAAACAUUCUUUGUCCAGUUAUUGGACACAAAAUUCUUAAAUUUGCCUUGUUUG